Molecule: messenger RNA, 369 nt
Organism: Suillus fuscotomentosus
Lineage: Eukaryota; Fungi; Basidiomycota; Agaricomycetes; Boletales; Suillaceae
Exons: 1
Source: RefSeq, a predicted model, not a curated record
AAAAAAAUCACCGUUCUGAGCAUUAUGAUGAGAAGCACAAAUCAGUGUUCAAAUACCUUGCAAAGUCUACUCGGGAUGUUCCUACAAUCAACGCACACACCACAAAAAGUCAUUGAAACGCUGGAGCGGAUGGGUAUAUCAGUGUCCGUAAAUGCUAUUCUUUCCGGGACGCAAUCGUUAGCAGCGCAAACCCACCAACAUCUCCGGUCACUCGGUCAGUCACUUCUCGCGGCAUAUGCCUAUGACAACUUUGAUGUAGACCUGAAAACCCAUGAGCACAAGAUCGAAAACUCAACGGAAACUCUCAAGCAUCUAACAUCAGGUCUGAGUCACAAUGCAGUGAGCUUCGUCAAAGAUGAUAUCAAUUAA